Molecule: messenger RNA, 582 nt
Organism: Penicillium argentinense
Lineage: Eukaryota; Fungi; Ascomycota; Eurotiomycetes; Eurotiales; Aspergillaceae
Exons: 1
Coding region: 1-582 (193 amino acids)
Source: RefSeq, a predicted model, not a curated record
AUGCAUCAUUUCAUCUCGCCCUUCCCCUCUCUCUCGCGCCGUCAUCGCCAGACGAGCGAUACGUCCAGCCCGCCGAGUUCACGAACAACCUCGCCGCCGGCAUCGCCCACCUCCCUCCACCGGCAUUUCUCCCAAGCCUCGCCCAACCACCCUUUCCACCUCCCCUUCCACCCGCACAACAGCAACUCGAAGAGCGACGCCGACUCCAACCACCAUGACCAUGAUCAUGACCAUGUCUGCACGGGCAGGGCCAACUCCCCAUCACAUCCCCACUGCGGGGUGAGCAUCCUGCCCUGUGCUGUCCUGCGCGGCCGAUCCUCACUGAUGGUCCUCCGCCGCCGCCCCUCCGCCGUCGACAUGGCCUUGAGCGAGGAACGGUCCCGCUGUAACGGAGACGCGAUCGAGCGAAAGGGACUUGACCUGAUGGAGCCGCGACCGGUCGAUAUGGAGCUGCAUGCGCAGCGCAGUUUGCAACCGAGCUCUGCACCGCGGGCCAGCCUGGGAGAGAGCCGCGAGGCGUCGGUGCAGCAGCCACGAUUUGUCAUGGGGGGCAUCUUCGAGGUGAUGGAGGGGCGGGCCUAG